GACUUGCGCGCGGCAGCGGCGGCGACGAGCGGGGCCCGGCGGCCGCUGCGGGAUGGCGCCGCCGCCGCUGCUGCGCGCCGUCAUUAUGGGCCCGCCGGGCUCCGGCAAGGGCACGAUCUCGGCGCGGAUCAUCAAGCACUUCGGCAUGAAGCACCUCUCUAGCGGAGAUCUGCUGAGGGACAACAUGCAGAAGAAGACAGAAGUUGGAAUCCUUGCCAAGUCCUACAUUGAUCAAGGAAGGCUUAUUCCAGAUGACAUCAUGACACGGCUGAUGCUGAAUGAGCUAAAAGGUCUAGAUCGGUACAACUGGCUGCUGGAUGGUUUCCCUAGAACAGUUGCUCAAGCAGAAGCCCUGGAUAAAGAAUGUCAAAUAGACACUGUGAUUGACCUAGACGUACCAUUUGAAACCAUAAAAUGUCGUCUCACUGCACGGUGGAUCCACCCUACUAGUGGCAGAGUCUACAACCUUGAAUUCAGUCCUCCCAAAGUGCAGGGCAUUGAUGACAUUACUGGAGAACCCCUGGUUCAACGAGAUGAUGAUAAGCCAGAGACGGUUACCAAGAGGCUGCAGGCUUAUGAUGCACAAACAAAACCUGUUCUAGAAUACUAUCGGGAAAAAGGGCUGUUGAAAUCCUUCUCUGGAACAGAAACUAAUAAAAUCUGGCCACAUAUCUAUACUUUCCUCCAAACCAAGCUGCCGGAUGUGAGCCAGAAAGAUGCUGCCACUUCCAUGUGAAAUUACGUCUAACUUCUGCUCGCUGGUCAUAGCACACACACGAUUACGCAAAAUUCAGCAAUCAAGGAUUACUCUUAAGAAAUGUACCAGACUGAUCAAUAAUUAAAGUCUCCUGUUGUCCCUAAAUUACAUUAUGAUAAAACUA
Phasianus colchicus (ring-necked pheasant) is the source of this 881-nucleotide messenger RNA. It is a transcript of the gene AK3, whose product is annotated as adenylate kinase 3. NCBI's taxonomy places the organism in Eukaryota, Metazoa, Chordata, Aves, Galliformes, Phasianidae. Gene Ontology annotation, cellular component: mitochondrion. Gene Ontology annotation, molecular function: AMP kinase activity; ATP binding. Gene Ontology annotation, biological process: nucleobase-containing compound metabolic process. The record is from RefSeq and is a predicted model, not a curated record.